This is a messenger RNA of Amblyraja radiata (thorny skate), 684 nucleotides long. Its product is annotated as vesicle-associated membrane protein 3-like. The transcript is spliced from 4 exons. NCBI's taxonomy places the organism in Eukaryota, Metazoa, Chordata, Chondrichthyes, Rajiformes, Rajidae. Bases 124 to 480 code for a protein of 118 amino acids. The record is from RefSeq and is a predicted model, not a curated record. Gene Ontology annotation, cellular component: membrane. Gene Ontology annotation, biological process: vesicle-mediated transport.
UCGAAACACACCGAGUGUGAGUGCAGAUUCCCGGAAGAGAAAGUGGAGGCGGGGAAACUCCGGCCGCUUUCACUUCAGCAGCAGAUCCAGCCCCGGCCCGGUUGAUGCAAGGCGGUGGUGGUGAUGGCCACAAAUAAUCCAGACAAAAUGGAUAAAAUUCAUAAAGAUGCGGAUGAGGUAUUGGAGCUUAUGUAUAUGAAUGUUGAUAAAGUGAAGGAUCGAGGAGAGAAACUGGAAGUUCUAGAUGAAAGGGCGGAAGAGCUGUUGGCAGCUAGUAAAACUUUCCAGAAGUCUUCAAAAGCUGUGGCUCGGCAAGAAAGGUUUAAAAAUAGGAAGUGGAAGCUGAUUGUGGGAGCAACAAUUGCUCUUGUGCUAAUCAUUAUCAUCAUCAUCAUCAUCGUUUUCACUGUACCAUCGUCAAAAUCAUCGCCCCCAGUCGCUCCUUCCGCAAGUCCGCAACAACAACUAUCAACACUGUGAUCGAAAGAGAAAACAAAGACUGCUGGAAGUCUGAAAUAAAACCAGAAAAGUCUGGAGAUUGUCAGCAGGUCAGGCUGCAUCUACAGCAGGGAAGUCAUGGUCAACCCUUAUGUGUAGGAGGGAACUGCAGGUGCUGCUUUACACCAAAGAUAGACAAAAAGUGCUGGAGUAACUCAGCGGGACAGACAGCAUCUCUGGAGAACA